CGUGUUUCCACACGGAACUAUUAUUGUGUGUGACGCAUUAACGCUGCUCUGCUCACUACGUGCGAAUAAUGAUCUAUCUCAAACUUUCAGGCAGUCAUCGAUUAUUGAAUAUUUACAUUAUUUCUUCAUUUUUUUAGGUACGUACUAAACGCGCGACACAGCUCUUAUGUUUUGUAUGCAUCGGCAGAUGAUGAAUUUCUUCCGUAACCGUCUGGUGGUUCUGGGGCUGGUGUUACUGGCCACGGUGCUGCUGUAUCUGCUGCUGCCCUCCAUCCGGCAAGGGAGCAUGGAACCGUCUCUGGAGGUGCAGCAGCGGAUGGGUCUGAUCCCCGCCUCUCCUCCUCCGCCGUCCGGCAUCAACAUCACGGUCAGGACCGGACAGCUACCCGGGGACCCGCCGCUCUUCUUCCGGGAGGCUCUACCCGUGGACAGCGCCGGACGACAGAUACUGCCCAGGCUGCAGAUGGUGCUGCUUCAUGGUCAGGCCUUCACCUCUAAGACCUGGGAGGAGUUGGGCACCCUCAGCCUACUGGCGUCCAACGGGUACCAGGCCCUCGCGCUCGACCUGCCCGGUUUCGGGAAUUCUCCAGAUUCAGAGUCGGUAAAGUCGGAUCAGAGCCGCGUGGACCUUCUAAAGCGUUUUCUGGAAGCUCUGGGCGUGCGAGCGCCGGUGUUACUGAGCCCGUCUAUGAGCGGCCAUUACGCCCUGCCGUUCCUCCAGAAACACAGCGCCCAGCUGCAUGGCUUUGUGCCCAUCGCCCCCGUGGGUACCCGCGGCAUCACCCCACAGCAGUACCGCGACAUCCAGACUCCAACGCUGAUCGUAUAUGGGGAGUUAGACACCAACCUGGGCGCCCAAUCGCAUAAGAACCUGAUUCAGCUGCCCCAUCACACCGCGGUAAAGCUGGCGGGAGCACGACACGCCUGUUACAUGGACAAACCCCGCGAGUUCCACCGCGCUCUGCUCGACUUCCUCAGCAAGCUCGACUGAGGGACGAAACGAGUCAAACGAUUGUGUGGGAAAGACUACUAGAAGAAAAAGAGAGACGCGAGAAAAGAAAAUGAUGAACAGGGCUGUGGAGUAGCUGUAAAUCCAGUCCUGAAACCUAAAACAACACCGGAACGUUCUAUCACGCAUCUGUCCAUCCACAUCAACUCACUCCUUAUUAUUUCCCUUUUGUUAAUAUAUAUAAAACAAACAAAUCUUCUGCAGGAUUACUAUAGGACAGCUUCUUUUGUAGAUUGUAAACAUCUUCUUUUAUACAUUUCUACACUGUUGCCAUGGAUCCCUCUUGUUUUUACUGUUGUUACUGUAACAGCCUGCCUAAAGGUUGUUAUGGUUUCUAGUCUGAGGGUUGUUCUGUAAUGCAGUUCCUAUGGUUUCCAGUCUUGAGGAGUGUUCUGUAAUGCAGCUGCCAUGGUUUCCAGUCUGAGGGAUGUUCCUGUAACACAAUCGUCUUGAUUUCCAGUCUGAGAUUUAUUCCAUAACACUGUCGCCAUGGUUUCUGGUCUGACGGAUGUUCCUGUAACACAGUUGACAUGGGUUCUUUUCUGAGGGUCUGAUGGUUUCUAGUCUGACAGUUGCUCCAAUAACAUGGUUUCCACACCGAGAAAUGUUCUUGUAAAUCAGUUGCCAUGGUUUACAGUCUGACAGUUGUUCCUGUAACAUGGUUGCCAGGGUUUCCAGGCAGAGAAAUGUUUCUGUAAAUCAGUUGCCAUGGUUUCCAGUCUGACAGUUGUUCCUACAACACAGUUGCCAUGGUUUCCAGUCUGACAUUUUCUCCAAUAACAUGGUUUCUAAUCAGACAGUUGUUCCUAUAACACAGUUACCAUGGUUUCCAGUCUGACGGUUGCUCCAAUAAAAUGGUUACCAUGGUUUCCAGUCUGACAGUUGUUCCUAUAAUACAGUUGCUAUGGUUUCCAGUCUGACGGUUGCCCCUAUAACAGUUGCCAUGGUUUCCAGUCUGACAGUUGUUCCUAUUACACAGUUGCCAUGGUUUCCAAUCUGACAGUGGCUCCAAUAACAUGGUUCCCAUGGUUUCCACCCUGAGGAUUAUCCCUGUAACUCAGCUGCCAUGUUUUCUGGUCUUGAGCUGUUCCUAUUGUAAUGUUGCCAUGGUUUCCUGUCUAAGGGUUGUUCUUAUAAUAUGACUGCCAUGGUUUCCUGUAACAGCAAGAGUCACAUAAUGCCAAAAAUCAUUGUCAUUUAUAACCCUCCAUUUCAAAUUUGCUUGACAGGAAACUGGAGUCUUCAAUCCCACAAGAACAUCUCAGAGAAGAAAACGGUAUUUGUCAUUUUCGGUUCGUAUAUGUUUGUUUUAUCGUUGAGUGAAGUCCAGAGUGUUCACACCAGCAGUUGGCACAUACGUAUCACUGAAUGUAGCAUGUUAAUGUGUGGAUGACUCACUAUACGGUUUUAGAUGCUCAAAAACAGAGAGAAAGGUUGCAGUAUCGGAUGCCUAUAAAUUUAAUUUUUCAUUAUCAGUAGUUGCCAGAUUUGAACUGGUAGUAGUUUAGUCCUCGCAAUAAAAGAGAAUUUCCUGAGACUGCAGAGAAGAAAAAUUGUUCAUUAAAUGAUAGCGGUAUUACAUUACUAGACCUAAAAAUGUAGGUUUUCGUUGCAUAUUUAUUAUUUAUUGCUUAAAGCUUCUACAUGACAGAAACUGUAAUGUGUGUGGUAUUUAUGUGCUGUGGUCUGUUGUUUUUUGUUUUUAUAGCUUGUAAAUAUGAAUAUGUUGUAGAGGACAGUGAGGCACAUUUGACCUGUGAAUAUUUCUGAGAUCCCAAAUCUUCAACCUGAAGGGAUUUGUCAUUGGGACUGAAUUCAGAUUCCUGUGUGUAUGGUACUGCAAAACCAUCAAACAUGCUUUUGUUCAAUGCAAAAUAAAAUUCUUUAACAUUGA
Molecule: messenger RNA, 2903 nt
Organism: Rhinichthys klamathensis goyatoka
Lineage: Eukaryota; Metazoa; Chordata; Actinopteri; Cypriniformes; Leuciscidae
Gene: abhd14a
Product: abhydrolase domain containing 14A
Exons: 5
Coding region: 167-991 (274 amino acids)
Cellular component (GO): cytoplasm
Source: RefSeq, a predicted model, not a curated record